Molecule: messenger RNA, 354 nt
Organism: Brenthis ino (lesser marbled fritillary)
Lineage: Eukaryota; Metazoa; Arthropoda; Insecta; Lepidoptera; Nymphalidae
Source: the annotation of a GenBank genome assembly
AUGGAGAGUAGAAGAGAAUGCGAGCGGUCGGGGGGUCGCGCAGUAAAGUUGCGACACGGCCCGCACUGCACGUACAACACUCCAGAGAUGGAGCAAACUGACACUCGAAGGAAUGAACGAAGUAGCGACGCUGAUCGAUUCACACACACGACCAAGGCGUCGGUCGGAGUGAGACUGAUCGCGGCGCAACAGGCUGCGGCGCGCGCGCACUCGCUCCACCCCCUCUCCCUCCACACCCCCUUGGAUGGUGGCACUGUUUACUGGUCGAGCUUUUGCAUGCCUGGACUGGACUGUACAUCAGGUAAUGAAACUGCAAGGGUGAUAAACGCCAACGGUGAACCGGCUGAACCCGAC